UAAAAAUUGUUUAAAUUUAAAAGUUGGAACGUGAACUUGUAAACUUGUGAUCUUUUCAUUAGUAUUGUAAGUUAAUUUAAAACUUAAGAAAAUGAGUUCAAUAACUUCUGCUUUACAUGACGCUGAUAAAGCGAUAAAGGAAAAUGUAAAGAAACAGCGCGAAGAAAUAUUGCUAAUAUUGAAAGAGUUAAUAGAAAGAGUACAAUUAUUUUCAUGGGCGCUACAGCAAAACUUCAUCGAUACAUUUUAUAAUUUUACCCCUACAAAAAGCUUAGAAGAACUGAACUAUAAAAAUCGCAAAUUCAACAUAUUAGCCGACUACAACAAACUAUCUGAAGACAUAAAGAUAGUGAACGAAAAGUCGGAAACUAUAAACGAAGAAUUUUGUAGUUGUUGUAAGAAAUUAGAAAAUGCUAUGAAAGUUUUUAACAACUUAUGUAUCGUUGUAGAAGUUAAACAAAUUCUGGAUACGGCAAGUCAUGAAUUCGGUAGAUAUAAUUACGUAGAAGCGAUGGUAAGUAUUAAAAACUUGCGUAAACAACUUACAUCGCUUAAAUUCGAAGGUAACGCAAGUAAAGCGCUAUCGAAACUCAACGACCAGGCAGAAAACCAAUUAGCUAUGUAUGCUGCACAACUUAGCAUAGAAUGGGAGGAUAUAUUCAGCUGGGAAGAAAAAAAAAGUGUUUAUCAUCUAACAUACUCUUUAUCAAUACAACAAAGUGAUCCAAUCCUAAUAAAAAAUGUCUUAAAAUCUCUCUAUGCAACAGAAAGAUUAAAUGCAGAACUUGGUUUAUUUUCACAUUUCUUUAUUGAUAAAUUACUUCACAAUGUGAUAAGACAUAAUUGCAAUAUUUACACUGAAGAUUAUUUAGGAGCUUUGGUAUUUAAUAUCAAGAUAGAUUUGAAUGAUCCCAACAAACCAAACUUUCAAACUAUUUUCAAUAACUUAACAGCUGUGUUUGAAUUUCUGCAAUCAACUUUGGGACAGUUUGAAGAUGGUAAAAACUUUAUACAAGUUUUUGCCGAGUCGAUUAGACAAAAUUUUUUCAAUAAUAUAAUAAAAGACUGUAUUAGAAAUAAUUUACCUUCAUGUGACAGUAGUUAUGAAAAUUAUAAAAAUAUUGCCUUAGAGUUGGAUUCAUUUAAUAAAUUUUUGGUAGAUUUAAAAUUUGUUGAAGCGAAUCAAUCACCACUUAACAAGUAUAUAGAAAACACAGAAUGUGUCUUGUAUCGUAAAAAGUGUGAUAAAUUGUUAUCUGACGUAAGAAAUAUGCUCGGUGAAAGCUUGUCAUUUGGAACAAUCACUGCCGGGAACAUAGCUGAUAUUCCAAAUGAUUCAGUACUAGAUUCAAGUAACUGUCCUAAUAGUAAGGAAACCUUAUGGGAAAUAAAUAAUCCAGUUUUCUUAUCAAAAUGUAAAAUUUCUAGAAAUGUAGAGAAAAUUAUGUCAAUGAUAAUUGAACAUUUGGAAGAGAGUACAAAGCUUCCAGAAGAGUACAGCAGGCAGCUAGUUAUGUAUAUAAGAGAUAUAGCUAUUAUGUACCAAUGUUUGAUACCUAAGAAGUUUAAAGUUAACUUAGAAUGUUGUCCAUUGGAUAUUGCAUUAUUCUUCAACAAUUGCUUCUAUCUGGCACAUAGUCUGAUUGGACCACCGUGGAAAAAUAUCCUGCCCGCAUUUCUAGCAGAUCUGCUGACAACAGUUCUGCUGGAAUGUAUACAAGACCUCAGAGUUGUUGGUUUAGAAAAAAUCUCAAUAUACCUUCAGGCUCAAAGAAAUACUAUUGUUAGGACAAUCGAAGAAACUGAACUGCCCUGGACACAUGAUUCAUACCAAACAUUUGAUGCUGCAAUAAAAAGUUCUUUAAGUCUUAUGAAAGAUUUAAACAGCAGCUGGUUUAAUGUUCUUCCUAUUAAAAUGUAUGAGCUAUCUAUGUGUACUUUAUCCCAAGCACUUUGCCAAGCAAUGUUGGACCGAAUAUUUGCCGAUAGUAAGCCAAUUUCUGAAGAAUUGGUCUACAUGUUGGCCGUUAGAUUUGAAGAUACGAUGGCUGAAGUUACAUCAUUAUUUGAUGAGGAUGUUGAAUUGGAUAAUAAAAUAAAUAUAUGGGUGAAGUUCAGUAAAAUGCCACAACUUUUAAAAGCUCAAUUACUCGAAAUAAUAGAUUUGUGGCGUAAUGACAAACUUUUACUACAGUGUUACGCGUGUGAAGAGAUCCGGCAAAUUACGGCAUUCCUGAUCAUUGCGUUAGCGAUCGUCGUCAAUGAUGGUGGCGCGACGGUACAGAACAAAAACGGAACCGACCAGCUAGCCGAGGAGGCGAAGACUAAACUUGUUACUAUCAUAAACGGCCCAAAGUACGUAAACCUAACCUCGACACCUAAGCCCCAGCCGUCGCAUCCCUCAAUAACUAACUACACUUAUAAACCAGAACUGAGACCACCCAGCAAACCGCCAAUCAAAACCUCGCAUGACGCAAAGAAAAAACUACUAGAAAUACCACAACAGUACUACGGCCAAAUACAAAGAUUGCCUACACAAAACUCAUACCCCAUAUCACCACAUAAAUUACGCAAAUACCAAAAAUCAAUCUACCGAUUUCCACGAGUUAUACCACUACCCGGACAUCAUUAUUACAAGACUCAAACUCCAAGAACUCAGACUCAGACUCCAAAAACCCCACUCGUCUUUGCCGCAUCGACCGUCAAGUCAUUCGUAGUAAAAAGUCCAAAAUUCAGUUUACCAGUACAGACUAUUAACGGCAUAAGAUCAGAUUGGGUCAGACCACCGCCAAUAUUUAAUUACACCACAACAACGACCACGACAACCCCGACGACUACGACUCGAGUGUUGAGGACAAAGAGGAUAUGGCCAAAGAGAAUUCUUGAGAAGAUGAACGCGACCGCUAGCAACACGACGGAGACAUCAAACACGACUGAAGCGAAAACAAUUAACUCAACAGACCACGCACUAUCAGAUAGCACACAUAUACGAUUUAAUUUUCUUAAAACAAUAAAUAAUGAAGCUCAAUCCACAACAACAGCUCAACCCACCACCCGAGGCUAUCGACGAUUUACAAGGGGUCCUAAGAAAAAAGUUACAACACCGAGCUUCGACGAACUUGAAACUAAUGACUGGAUACCAAUAAUACCGACGCACUAUCCCAUUUUUAAACAAAAGGCUCAAACGCCCAUAAGCAGACGAUCAGACGUUUUUUAUCCACAACCAAAAUUAACGCACACACCGAGAAAACAGACGCUAUUUCUUAACUCGUACGGAUUUGUCCCGGCCACUAAUACCGCUAAAACAUUAACACCGGUGAUUGAAAGGAAAAAGAUGGUUUACUUCAAGAGGAAACAACUGAAUCCCUAUCUAUAUUCUGCUUACAGUUCGCGGGGGUUGCACUCACCGACGCCGUUUAUAGUCGCCGGCCUGCACACGCAGCACGCCCCCUCCCCGCCCAAAGUUUUCACCAAAAUUAAGCACCAUCACCAUCAUCACCACCACAGAUACGUCAAAACGGUGGAAAAACCCAUCAAAGUUCCGUACAAGGUGGAAGUGCCUAGACCUUAUCCGGUCGAAAAGAAAGUACCAGUUCCGGUGCCAUUUGAAAAAGUUAAAAUAGUGGACAGACCCUAUCCGGUGACUGUCGAAAAGAAGGUUCCAUAUCCAGUAGAGAUUAAAGUUCCACAUCCUGUACCGGUCAAAGUUGUAGAGAAGGAAUAUGUUCCAAAACCAUACCCGAUCAUUCAUCACGUGCCGGUAGUUAAGGAAGUCAAAGUCCCUCACCCGGUUCCGUACCCGGUAGAGAAAAAAGUGCCUUAUCCGGUUCACGUUCGAGUGCCCGUGGAUAGACCUGUUCCAUAUCCGGUCGAAAAGAAGGUACCUUACCCCGUCCCAGUAAAAGUUUUCGUGCCUAAACCUUAUCCGGUUGAAAAGAAAGUGCCGUACCCAGUUGAAGUAAGGGUGAAAGAACCGGUUGAAGUUAUAAAACAUGUAGCUGUAAAAGUGCCAGUGCCACAACCGUAUCCAGUAGAAGUACCACGUCCGGUACAUGUGACAGUCGAGAAAAGAGUACCUUAUCCAGUGGAGGUUGAGAAAAGGGUUCCAGUAGAGGUAUACAUACCACAAAGGGUAGAAGUUGAGAAACGUGUACCGGUGUACGUGCCGAAACCUUAUCCGGUUGAAAAGAAGGUUCCGUAUCCGGUCAAAGUUCCUUAUCCGGUGAAAGUGCCGGUUAAAGUUCCGGUUAAGGUGCCAGUUGAGGUUCCGGUUUUUAUUCAUCAUCCAUAUAUUUACAGCAAUGACCGUUCUUUCGUUAGUAAGGGAGGGGAUAACUUUAUUCGAGAAGCAACCAAUUCUGAGGAGACUCCGACUAAUGCUCCCGAGCAUACAGUAACAGUUCACGGGAAUACUGGUUUCACAGGGUUCAAAACAGUAACCGAAGAUGGCGUAAGCUCAACCUCAACUUCGACGGAAACUCCAUGACGUUAGAUAAUUUAUUUAUAUUGAAUAUAAGACUCGUUAGUUUACAAUCUAGUUUUUUAGUAUCUAAUAGGAACAAAAAUGUGGUGCACAUGUUUUUUGUUGGGACGCUGUGUGUAUGAGUAAAUGAGUGAUGCUGUGAUACUAUUCUUUUGUUAUUUUUUUGACUCUUCAUAUUUAACACAUUAG
Molecule: messenger RNA, 4672 nt
Organism: Papilio xuthus (Asian swallowtail)
Lineage: Eukaryota; Metazoa; Arthropoda; Insecta; Lepidoptera; Papilionidae
Exons: 4
Coding region: 92-4486 (1464 amino acids)
Biological process (GO): endoplasmic reticulum to Golgi vesicle-mediated transport; mitotic spindle assembly checkpoint signaling
Cellular component (GO): RZZ complex
Source: RefSeq, a predicted model, not a curated record